UAGUUGAGUUUGAGUUUGUGAUGAAAAAAGUUCAAAAACACAAACAUAGAGAAGUGAAAUUCAACAUAAAGUCACUCAGUUGGAUGUGAAACUGAAAUAUAGAAGCUAGCGGGAAGACAUGCAUUACAAAGACACGAGUAUUCAGGAGUUUUAAAGUUUAAAGUCCGAGGAAACUGGAGAUAAACAGUGUUUUGAAAAGGGAUGCUUCUCUGAUCAGCUGUGACGAACAAAUGGACAACGAGCAUCAAGAGAGGAGAGAAGAGGAAGAGGAGGAGAUGAUGAAGGCAGGCAAAGUAAUAAAUGGACACACUCCCAUCUUCGCCUCCUCCUCCCUCACCUCCUUCCCUUUCCUCUCCUCCUCCUCUCUGUGCCGAGGAAGAGAGGAAGACGAAGAGGAGGUGAGCGUCGCCAUCGUCACCAUCGACGACGAGUCCUGUCCGUCAGAGCCGUUUGGACCCGCCCUCCUGGAGACGGCCAAUCAGAUCGCACGGAUUGAGGGAGGGGGAGAUAAGGAGGAAGAGGAAGAGGAGGAGAGAAACAGCGAGGAAGAGGAAAUGACGUCACCAUCUCCUCACCUGUCUCUUCCCAGUCCGGCCUCUCUGGUCCAGGCCACCACUCCCACCACAUUUGGGGACCUGAGGCUGGCCAAUGGGCUUUCAGCUCAGCGGCGGCGCGUCACCUCGGGACCUCCACCCUCCGGCCUGCAGGACUGGCUCCACAUCUUCCAGGCGUGGAGUGGUCCUGAGCGUCUCUUGGCUCUGGAUGAGUUGAUUGACAGGUGUGAAACAGGCCAGGUGAAGCACAUGAUGCAGGUGAUCGAGCCUCAGUUCCAGAGAGACUUCAUCUCCCUUCUGCCCAAAGAGUUGGCGCUGUACGUGCUCACCUUCCUGGCUCCUAAAGACCUGCUGCAGGCGGCUCAGACCUGCAGAUACUGGAGGAUCCUAGCUGAAGAUAAUCUGCUGUGGAGAGAGAAGUGCAGAGAAGAAGGUACUUUAAAGAGUCCUGAUGAUUUUGACGGUGCGUUCGUGGUCAGCGGCUCGUUGGACACCUCCAUCAGAGUCUGGGACGCAGAGACCGGUGGCUGUGUGCACACCCUCACUGGUCACCAGUCCCUCACCAGUGGGAUGGAGCUCCGGGAAAACAUCCUGGUUUCUGGGAACGCCGACUCCACGGUCCGAGUGUGGGACAUCCAGAGCGGAAAGUGUCUGCACACCCUGCAAGGUCCCAAUAAGCACCAGUCGGCGGUGACGUGUCUCCAGUUCUGCAGAGGACUGGUUCUGUCCAGUUCUGACGACGGUACGGUGAAACUUUGGGACCUGAAGACGGGCUCCUGGGUCCGAGACGUGGUGACGCUGCAGAGCCGAGGAGCAGGAGGCGUGGUGUGGAGGAUCCGAGCAUCCGACACUCGUCUGGUUUGUGCCGCCGGCAGCCGGAACGGCACCGAAGAAACCAAGCUGCUCGUCCUCGACUUCGAUCUGGACGACCGCACGACGGAAGAGGAGUGAGGAGGAAUAUUUGUUGUGAACCAAAAGUCCCACGGACAGGUAUGAAUGUCACCUGGAAGGGAUUUCAACGCCGUGGAUGUAUCCUAAACGAGGCGACAGAUGAAUGUUUUUGACGCUUUACGGAAAUGGAUUUUUACUGAAUGUAAACGACGGACAGAUGGAACGUUGACUUUUAUCGUUUUUGCUGCUGAACCAACGACAAACUCAACGACGGAGAUGAAAGACAACAUGAACCAAAUCCUGGAGACGGAGCAACUUCCAGAGGCAGACGGGGAACCGCUGAAGAUCAAGGAACAUCUGAUUGCUCGUUUACGUCCAUUUGAAUAAUGCGGGAACAGAGGGUGCAAGUCCAGCUUCAAGGGGAGCUGGAGUUGAAGUGAAACGCUCUAAACUGUGAUGGAAACGUUACAUCAGAUUUUCUGUUUCCGAAGCACCGUCACAUUUUGCUUUAAUGCGUAAAACAACUUCUCCACUUCAGCCGAGCUUAAAAUAACUUUAUUGCCAUAUUUCAGGUUCUUUUUGAAGGCGUUUCCUCUCCUUUUUGUCAGGCAUGAUGUCAAGAAAAUGCACAUGAAAAGCCGAGUGGAAACACAGCGUUAGUUUCAUCUCGUCUCCGUUGCCUCGAAGUUCCCUGAGUCCUGUAAUAUAUGUUUGUUAAAUUGAUAAUCAGAGCCUUACAUCUGCAAAACAAACCUUUGAUUGAAGCUCGACAGACGCCUGAGUUCAGAGUAAAAGAGAUUAUUUAGAAACACUCGGAGCUGAGAAACCUCACAGAUUCACGCUGUAGUUUCCUGCCAAAAACAAAAGGGAAAUGCAGAAAAUGAACUAUAUUUGAACGUUAUUGGUUCAAACAGAUCUUAAAAAACUGCUUUAUUUGACAAUAUUUGACCGAUUUUGACCAUAAUUAUACAUCUAGAGAAAGCCUGUGGAAGCAGAGAAAGGUGAUUUACCUGUUCACUUCAUUAUGAAAUGUAUUUGAUUCACUUUGAGGUGAAAGGGAGGCAAGGAGAAGCCGUUUAAUCCCAAAUGUGUUUCAUUAUUUACUUUAUUUGGAGAAAAAAACACUGAAUUUAUGCAUUUUUAAAUGUUGGGUGAUCCAAUUAAGCAAUGAAAACAAAAGAAAGUUGGGGUUUUUAUUGAAUAUAUAUUACGUUGUCCUUUCUGUGCUCCCAUAGGAUUUUAGAUGGAUUUGUUUAAGGGUAUUUUUCCCACUUAAUUCUCAAAGGAUCCCAAAAAAUAAGCAAUUUUUUGGGACGUAUUUGGUCAAAAAGUGGCUCGAAAUCCCCCCCAAAAACUCUGAACAAAUAUAUAUAAUCAGUUAAAAAUGAAACUCUACAACCAUUAAAAAUGCAGGAAAAAACGUAUAUUUUUUUGCAUUUCUUUAAGGUUAUAUUUCACAGUAUUAAAUACAAUAUAUAUAUUUUUAAACCCAAAUCUUUAAAGGCUUAUUUCACACUCUCUUUUCCUCGGUUUAUAACAUAUUUAAAUAUUAAAUAAAAUAUUUCUCCCCUGAUAACCAGACAUUAAAUCUGCCAGGCAACACCUCUAAGCCAAUGAGAGCAGAGCGGGUGGUUGUUCCCCCCGGCAACAGGUGGUGAUUUUCUUUGAGAAGUGAGGCUCAUCCUGUACAUUACUGUAAAUAAAAGAUGUAAAUAUCCAGCUUUUUAUAAGAAGAACAGAACAUAUUGUGGAGAGAGGAAGGCGGGAUGAAUGUGGAUCAAUAAAGAUGAUUUUAUUAAAAAAGA
Trematomus bernacchii (emerald rockcod) is the source of this 3250-nucleotide messenger RNA. RefSeq names its product F-box/WD repeat-containing protein 7-like. Lineage: Eukaryota; Metazoa; Chordata; Actinopteri; Perciformes; Nototheniidae. The record is from RefSeq and is a predicted model, not a curated record. The coding region runs from base 231 to 1505 and encodes 424 amino acids. The transcript has 9 exons. Gene Ontology annotation, molecular function: protein binding.